Molecule: messenger RNA, 3408 nt
Organism: Cotesia congregata
Lineage: Eukaryota; Metazoa; Arthropoda; Insecta; Hymenoptera; Braconidae
Source: the annotation of a GenBank genome assembly
AUGUCAGACACUUGUCCAAAAAAAAUGGCAGACGAACACGCAUCAACAAAAUUUAUAAAGCCCGGAAGUCAUAAAGGCAAAGGGCUGGCAGUAUUCACUAGUGGAGGUGACUCACAAGGUAUGAAUGCGGCUGUGCGUGCCGUUGUACGUAUGGGUAUUUAUUUAGGCUGCAAAGUAUUCUUCAUAAAGGAAGGAUAUCAAGGUAUGGUAGAUGGAGGAGAUAAUAUUGUCGAAGCAACUUGGUCUUCUGUAUCUUGCAUCAUCCAUCGAGGUGGUACCGUAAUAGGUUCAGCAAGAUGCAUGGACUUUAAAGAACGUCCUGGACGUUUGAAAGCUGCUAAAAAUUUAGUCACUCGUGGUAUUACAGACUUAGUCGUAAUUGGUGGUGAUGGUUCAUUAACUGGCGCUAAUUUAUUUAAAACUGAGUAUCGUGAUCUGUUGAAGGAAUUAGAGAGCACAGGUCAAAUAAGUGCUGAACAAGUUGAAAAAUAUUGUCAUCUUCAUAUCGUGGGUAUGGUAGGUUCUAUAGACAAUGAUUUCUGUGGAACAGACAUGACAAUUGGUACAGACUCAGCGUUACAUCGUAUAAUAGAGAGCAUUGAUGCAAUCGUCAGUACUGCGUACUCGCAUCAACGAACAUUUAUUAUGGAGGUCAUGGGUCGUCAUUGUGGCUACCUGGCUCUAGUGGCAGCUAUGUGUUCCGAAGCCGACUUUGUAUUCAUCCCAGAGUGGCCACCAGAGCGUGACUGGCCAAACAAGCUCUGCAAAAAAUUAUUGCAGGAACGUCUUACGGGUCAACGUUUGAAUAUUAUAAUCGUAGCGGAAGGAGCAGUUGACAGAAAUGGAGAUCCAAUUACUGCUGAAAAAGUUCGUGAAGUUGUCGUCAAUAAAUUGCAACAAGACACCCGGAUAACUGUACUCGGUCACGUGCAACGUGGUGGUAAUCCUUCAGCUUUUGACAGAAUUUUGGGUUGUAGAAUGGGUGCAGAAGCUGUGAUGGCUUUGAUGGAAGCAACACCUGAAACCGAAGCCUGUGUUGUUACUCUUGAUGGAAAUCAAGCGGUCCGUUUACCUUUGAUGGAUUGUGUUAAUCGUACUAAAGCCGUAGCUCAGGCUAUGGCUGAUAAAAAUUGGGAUCUUGCUGUUCAAUUACGUGGAAAAGGUUUUGCCCGUAACUUGGAAACUUACAAAAUGCUUACAAGAUUGAAAGCUCCAAUCGGUUCUCAAGACACCAAGCAAUUAACACUAUGUGGUCAAGAUCAAUAUACACUUGCGGUAUUGCACGUUGGUUCUCCAUCGUGUGGAAUGAACGCAGCCGUAAGAUCAUUUGUAAGAAAUUGUAUCUACAGAGGAGACAAAGUCUAUGGUGUUUGUGACGGUGUCGCGGGUUUAGAAGCUGGCAAAGUUAAGUUAAUGGAUUGGUCAUCUGUAACAGGAUGGGUCGCUCAGGGUGGAGCGUAUCUUGGUACAAAACGUGCGCCUCCCAAAGAAGAUCAGUUGCCACAAAUAGCUGCACGGCUGAAGGAACUUGGUAUUCAAGCUUUGCUCAUUAUCGGUGGGUUCGAAGGUUACCAGACGUGUCUUUCGUUCAUAGACGCACGUAAACAAUUCCCUGAAUUUAAAAUACCUAUUGCAAUGAUACCUGCGACCAUCAGUAACAAUGUUCCCGGAACUGAAUUUUCCCUUGGUUGUGACACGGCAUUGAAUGAAAUUACAGAGAUUUGCGACCGUAUUCGUCAAUCAGCACAAGGAACAAAACGCCGUGUAUUUAUUAUCGAAACUAUGGGCGGCUAUUGUGGUUAUUUGGCGACUCUUGCUGGUCUUGCAGGUGGUGCAGAUGCAGCUUAUAUCUUUGAAGAAAAAUUCAAUAUUAAAGAUUUGAAUCGAGAUGUUGUCGCUAUGGCUGCUAAAAUGUCUGAAGGUGUUCAGCGAGGUCUUAUUCUAAGAAAUGAAAGUAGUAAUCUUAAUUAUAACACCGAUUUCAUGCAAAGAUUGUUCAGUGAAGAAGGAAAAGGCCUGUUCAGUUGUCGCUCUAACAUCAUCGGUCAUAUGCAACAAGGUGGGUCACCUACACCAUUUGACCGUAACUUAGGUACUAAAAUGGGAGCGAAAGCUGUUGAAUGGUUUACUGAUCAACUUAAAAAACACACAUCACCUGACGGUGUUGUAAACGCUUCUACUCCAGAUACUGCUGUUAUGUUAGGUAUCAUCAAACGUCAAUACAAAUAUACUCCAUUGUCAGAUCUUGAAGAACAAACUGAUUUCGAACAUCGUAUUCCUAAACAGCAAUGGUGGAUAAAACUUCGUCCCUUGUUGAAAGUACUCGCUAAACACGAGUCGACUUAUGAAGAAGAAGGAUUAUAUAUAUCCGUAGAAGAAAUGGAUCAAGGAGAGCCUAUGAUAACAUCACCAUGGGCUUACAUAUUUAUUGCACUCCAACACAAUAUUUCAACAACCGCAGAAGUAGAUGCUCCUUGGCAGCCAGUUAAAUUUACAACUGGCUGGAAAGAUGCUUGUGCUGUCUUCUUUUAUUUCCUUAUUACAAUUGUUAUGCAUGCUGUUGUUCAAGAAUAUAUUUUAGAUAAAAUUUCAAAGAAAUUACAUCUUAGUAAAAUAAAAUUAUCUAAGUUCAACGAAUCAAGUCAAUUAUUGGUAUUCUAUGUGUUAUCUGCACUCUGGGGUAUCGAUAUCAUCAUGAGAGACAACUUGAUACUGGGCUUCCCAUCACUUUCGCAAUCAUAUCCAUUGCCAAUGUCAUUUUUAAUGAAACUCUUCUUCAUUGUGCAAUUAGCAUACUGGCUCCAUUGUUAUCCUGAAUUAUAUUUCCAACGUAUUAAACGUGAAGAAAUUUUAUCUCGAGUUAUCCACGCUACUUUUGGUUUAUUCUUCACGUUUGCUGGUUAUAUUUUCAACUUCCAACACAUUACUCUUCUUUUACUCGUUCUUCAUUACGUUGGAGACGCACUUCAACACACAGCACGUUGGGUCCACAUAGUUUACCGUAAAGAAUCUAGAACACUUACCUUUACUCUUGCCAAUUACGUGUACGUGUUAACUAGAAUAGCUACAGUGGCUGCUGCCGGUCUCUUCUACGUUUAUGGAUUGAGCAAAAUUGAUUCAUCAUUAGAUUACACAACUGGUCAUUUUAAUAUUCCAGCAAUUCGAUUCACAGCUUUUGCUCUCGUAGCUUUGUUCCAAUUCUAUCUGAUAUUCGAAUUUUUGAAGCGCCAGAGGCAGAGAGAUUCCGAUACUAAGACACCUGCUGUACAGUCCAAGUCCAAACCAAAACCACAAAAACUGAAGAAAAAAGAAGGUAAAAAACCAGUUUCUGAAGAUGAUGAGCUACCAGAAGUAGACCAAGAAACGAAGAAAAACUUAAGAUCUCGAUCGACGACAAAAACUAAAUAA